GAGAGAUAUUUCAGCUAUUUGUUUGCGCACGAAAAUAAAAACAAAUUCGAAUACGGGAAGAAAGGUAGUUGGAAAUUGGAAUCCUCGUCUGUUUGAUAGCUCUCGGAACUUCCGGCGGAUACCACCACCACCACGUCCCCACGCCGGCGGAUACCACCACCCCCGCUCCGACGGAGAAACUGAGCUAUCAUCGAUCAUCUCUCCGAUAAAUCCCACUCAGCCUCUCUCCCCCGUUUCGGUAAGCUCUGAUCCCUUUUCUCCUCGUGCCAUUUGCCUUCUUACGUAAGUGCGAUUGAUGCUCGCAUGGCCUGCAGAAGUGAUUGUGUUUGGUAGGGAGAUUGGUAGUGAGCGUUUCUGUUUUCUUGCUCUCUAAUUUCAUCGCGUAAUCUCGUCUCUGUUUGUAAGAAUUGAUGCUUCGAUACUAUCUCGCGGACUUUCCUGCUUCUUGUUUCAUGCCGAUUUUCCCGAAUUAAAACUGGCCGGAAAAAAAAAAAACGCUCCGGCUAGAUCUGUAUCCCGAUCACUAGACCCCGGUACGCAAAGGCAAACGUGCGAUGAUAGUAUUUCUUGUGGCUGAAGUCUUCUGGAAGACUUUCCCCUUCCAAUUUCUUUUUGCCUACAAUUAAUGUUCCCCCCUUUAUUGCCCUUCUUUACCUAAUUCGUUGUUUUAUUAGUAUCAGCUUGAAUUCACUGUUUUCGUGAUUAUGGUGUAAAAGAAUGGAUCUUGGUGUCUUGAACCACAAUGUUUUACCCAGAAUUGUACGAUCUUGUAUGUAUUUUUGGAUGGGAGCUCAAGGUCUGCUAGAAGUUUCUGAGUUCUUGUAGCACAGUGACCGCUUUGUUUAGUGUGCUUGGCUCUGUGUGUUUUGGCAGCAGGGGUUAUUUGUGUAUAUGGAAAUGGUGAUGGUUGUAGAGUUUUCCCCCCUGAUUCAAUGUUUACAUGAUUGUUCUCUUGUUAUUAUCUCAAAAAGGGAAUGGAAAAGACGAUCAGAAUGCACAAGCCUUCAGCGUCUUUCGAGUACGAGCUUUUUGAUGGAGACCCCGACCACCUGAGAACUGUUGUCGCUACACCUACCCAGAUUGUGCCGUGGAUCAAUCCGUCCGAGUUGAAGUUCAAGCACAGGAUUGGGCGAGGAACAUUUGGUGAUGUGUGGUUGGCAACGCACCAUCAGUCUUCCGAUGAUUUUGACGAGCACCAUGAAGUUGCUGUCAAGGUGCUGCACCCUCUAAAGGAAGACCUAGGGCAGAAGUUUGUGGAGAAUGUUGAAGGCCUGUUCUUGAGAAUGAGAGAACUCCAGGGGGUUUGUUGGUUGCAUGGUAUCUCAAAGAUAAAUGGCCAGAUUUGCAUUGCAAUGAAAAUCUAUGAGGAAUCAAUUGCUGACCAGAUUGCUAGAUCAAAAGGAGGCAAGCUCAAACUACCAGAUGUCAUGAGAUAUGGCAUCGACUUGGCAAGAGGAAUCCUACAGUUACACUCUCUUGGUUUGCUGCUACUGAAUGUCAAACCUUCUAACUGCCUUCUCGAUGAGCAUGACCAUUUGAUCAUUGGGGAUUUUGGAAUCCCUUACCUUCUUCUAGGAAUACCAUUGUUGAAUUCAGAUGUAGCCUUGAGGCUUGGAUCUCCAAGUUACAUGGCCCCAGAACAAUGGGAACCAGAAGCAAGAGGUCCCUUGUGUCUCGAGACUGAUUCUUGGGGUUUUGGAUGUAGCAUUUUGGAGAUGGUGACUGGAAUUCCACCUUGGUCCGGGAAAUCAUUGCAAGAGAUUUAUAAAUCUAUUGUGCUUAAGCAAGAGAGGCCAUCAAUACCAAAUGGGUUGCCUCCUGCUGUGGAAAAUGUUAUAUCCGGCUGUUUUGAGUAUGAUCCUCGGAACAGACCUUUAAUGGAUGACAUCCUGGCUGCAUUUGAAAGCUCGCAGGUUUCUGUUCAAGCCGAUGAAGGAUGGAUUAGUCCACAGCGAAGUAGUAGAUCAUUCCAAGAAAAGUCACCUGUUGUUGGCUAUACAACCUGGUAUCUCUCAAAAGAUUAUCUCCAAGUAGAUGACAUUGUCCGUUCAAGAAAACCCCUGAAUGCACAAAAGCCGCAGACCACACCUUUGCAGAAGGGAACAGUCGUCGGAACAAACUCCGAUAGAUCCGGACUCAUUCUGGUGAAGAUUUCCGGAGUUCACAACCCUGUGAAGAUACAGGAGUCCACCCUCGAGAGGGUUACAUAUGGUCUUUCAGCUGGUGACUGGGUUCGCCUGAAGGCCGACAACAAGUGCAACCACUCUCGUGUCGGCAUUCUCCAUUCCGUCAAACGCAAUGGACGUGCAGCAGUUGGAUUCGCAGGCCGUGAAAUCCUCUGGAUGGGAGACGCUUCUAAGCUUGAAGUGGCUCAGCCUUACUAUCUGGGCCAGUUCGUACGACUGAAAGCCGACGUAUCUUCUCCUCGGUUCAGUUGGCCUCGCAAGGGAAGAACUGGUUGGGCCACUGGCCGAAUUUCACGCGUGCUUCCUAACGGAUGUCUCAUGGUAAGCUUCCCAGGACGGUUUGUGUUCAGAGAUAACAAUUCAGAAUUCUACUUGGCAGAUCCAGAACAGGUGGAGCUCGUCACCUUCGGAACAUGUCCUGGGAUCGUCGAGAAAUACCAGCACGUCGAGGAUUUCCAUUGGGCGGUCAGACCGUUAGCUGUUGCACUGGGCGCGUUCACUGCAUUGAAGCUUGGGAUGUCUGUCGGGCGAGCUGUGAGCUGCAAACUGGGGAAGGGAUCCAAGUCGGAUGAGAACAAGAUUGGUGGAAACACGGCUUGGCUCCCGCAACCUGUUGCCAACAUAAUAAAAGAGAUGCACUCUUGACCAAACAGGUUCGACUCCUGUUUCCUGAAUGCAAGCAAAUGGCAAAACCGUAAACAAAGCUUCUAAGUGUACAUGGUAUCGCUGUCUCUGUAAUUCCCUCCUCCUGUGUAGGUUUUUUGUAAUUCAAGAACGUUUCAGAUUCGUUCCUUUCUGGUGUUCCAGUUUACUGUUUCUUUUUGCAGUCUUGUUCCAAGUUAUAAAAUGAUGCAGAUAUC
Messenger RNA from Linum trigynum, 3046 nucleotides. NCBI's taxonomy places the organism in Eukaryota, Viridiplantae, Streptophyta, Magnoliopsida, Malpighiales, Linaceae. The record is from the annotation of a GenBank genome assembly.